AUGGCAGCUGCCCUGGAAGGGUGUGAAACCUGCUGGAGACAAAACUAUCCAGAGUGUAUACGCAUGAAUCCUCUGUGUCCAUUCAGAAGGUUAUACCGCAAGCUACUACCAUACAGUGAAAGGGUAUUUUAUCAGCCAGAUGUCUUUACUGGACUGAACCAACGCACUAUAGUGCUGCCACGUGUGCAUGAUAGCAGUUUUUACCUUGUAUGUUUGGUAUUUUGUGAAGAUGCACAUCUUGCUUUCUUUUUUAAGUUGGAAUGGGAUAAACAAACUGUUCUAUUCUUGGUGAACAUAUAA
Molecule: messenger RNA, 300 nt
Organism: Podarcis lilfordi (Lilford's wall lizard)
Lineage: Eukaryota; Metazoa; Chordata; Lepidosauria; Squamata; Lacertidae
Source: the annotation of a GenBank genome assembly